Molecule: messenger RNA, 582 nt
Organism: Quercus lobata
Lineage: Eukaryota; Viridiplantae; Streptophyta; Magnoliopsida; Fagales; Fagaceae
Exons: 1
Coding region: 1-582 (193 amino acids)
Source: RefSeq, a predicted model, not a curated record
AUGAAGAAAGUCAUGAAAGAAAUGAAAGAGAACAUGAGAAGGGCGAAUCCUAUAGAAGAUUUGGUCCACAGAAAUGAUUCCCCCUUUACGGCUUCCAUUAACGGUCACCCUCUACCAUCAAAGUUCAAGUUGCCUUCUCUGGAUUCGUAUGAUGGAAUGCGUGACCCAUUUGAUCACAUUGCUACUUUCAAGACAACAAUGCACCUUCAAGGGGUCCCUAAUGAAAUCAUGUGUAAAGCCUUCCCUACCACCUUUAAAGGUCCGACACGAGUUUGGUUCAGCAAUAUACCCCCAAAUUCUGUAAGUUCUUUUGAAGAGUUGAGCAAGUUGUUUGUUAAUAAUUUCAUUAGGGGACAAAUACACAAGCGUUCCUCGUCCAGCUUGUUGACCAUAGAACAAGGGGAGAAUGAGAGCUUGCGGUCAUUCAUCAUUCGUUUCAAUAGAGAAGCCCUGAGUGUGGAUGAGAUAGAUGACAAGCUUUUAUUGACGCCCUUCCAUAAUGGGGUGAAUUCAGACUUAUUUAUACAUAAACUAUAUGAAAAAGAGCCUCAGUCCAUGGCCGAACUCGUCCAUUCGGCCUAA